CCCCACCGGGCCCCAGCCACAGGAGCCCAGCACCCCCGUCUGCUGCCCCGCCGGCCAGCACCCCCUGCCCGGCCCUGCAUCCUGUGCCCACUUCUCCUGACCCCUCGCCGCCACCCCAGAAGGCUGGAGCAGGGACGCCGUCGCUCCGGCCGCCUGCUUCCUUCGGGUCCCCACGCAAGCCAACGCCGACCCCGGCGCCCGCCUGCAGUCCUGCCCCUGGACACCGGAUAGGGCCCCACGCACAGGCUCCGAGUGGACAGCAUGGAGCUCAGCAUGCUCCCUGUGGCCCUUGGCCUGCUGCUGGCACUCUGCGGCCUCAUCCCCACAGGUCUUGCGGAAACAGUUCAUUGUGACCUACAGCCUGUGGACCCCGAGAUGGGCAAGGUGACGUAUACCACCAGCCAGGUCUCCGAGGGCUGUGUGGCUCAGAUCUCCAACGCUGUCCUCGAAGUCCACGUCCUCUUUCUGGAGUUCCCAGAGGAGGUAUCACAGCUGGACCUGACUCUCCAGACCGCCGAGGAAAAUGGCACCCAGCGCCGAGAGGUGCUUCUGGUCCUCAGAGUGAACAAGAGCGUCUUCCUGCGGCUCCAGGCCCUGGGAGUCCCACUCCACUUGGCCUACGACCGCUCACGGGUCAUCUUUCAAGAGCCACCAGGAGCCAAUAGCACCCAGCUGCCGCCUCUCGCCACCAAGAGCCAGGUCCUCGACUGGGCAGCUGCGAAGGGCCCCAUCGCCUCCGUGGCUGAGCUGCUUGACCCCCGCAGCAUCCUCCUCCGUCUGGGUCAAGCCCCGAAGUCGCCGGCCUUCUGCUUGCCAGAAGCCGGCCAGGACAUGGGCCGCACACUCGAAUGGCAGCCGCGUACCCCGGCACCGGUCCGGGGCUGCCGCUUGGACGGUGUGGCCGGCUACAAGGAGGCGCACAUCCUGAGGGUCCUGCCUGGGCCCAAGGCCAGGCCUCAGACAGUGACAGUGAAUGUGGAACUGAGCUGCACGUCUGGGGAUCCCGACGCAGUCCUCAUCCUGCAGGGUCCACCCUACGUGUCGUGGCUCAUUGACCCCAACCACAACAUACAGAUCUGGACCACUGGUGAAUACUCCCUGAAGAUCUUUCCAGAGAAGAACAUGAAAGGCUACCAGCUCCCAGACACACCCCAGGGCCUGCUGGGGGAGGCCCGGAUGCUCAAUGCCAGCACCGUGGCUUCCUUUGUGGAGCUGCCUCUAGCCAGCAUCGUCUCCCUGAAAGCCACCAGCUGUGGCCACCAGCUACAGACCUCCCCGGCACCAGUCCCAACCACCCCUUCCAAGGCCAGCUGCAACCCAGAGCUGCUCAUGUCCCUGCUGGAGCCGAAGUGCGCCAACGACUUCAUGACCCUGGUACUCAAGAAAGAUCUGGUGGCGGCUCUGCAGUGCACCCUCACGGGCCUGACCUUCUGGGACCCCAGCUGCCAGGCGAAGGACAGUGGUGACCAGUUGGUGCUGCACAGCAGCUACACCAGCUGUGGCACGGAGGUGAAGGGACACGUGGUCAGCAAUGAGGUGGUUGUCAAUUUCCUGUCAAGCUUGUCACCACAGCGGAAAAAGGUGCACUGUGUUGACCUGGAAGGCCUCUCCUUCCAGCUGGGCCUCUACCUCAGCCCGCAAUUCCUCCAGGCCUCCAGCACCAUGGAAUUGGGGCAGCAGGGCUUCGUACAGGUGAGCGUGUCGCCCUUGGUCCCCGAGCUUGAGCUCCAGCUGGACAGCUGCUACCUGGAUUUGGGGCCUGAGAUGAAAGGAACUCAUGAAAGAAUCGUGGAACUCAUCCAGGGCCAGGCGGCCAAGGGCAGCUGUGUGAGCCUGCUGCCCCCUGGCCCUGAUGGGGACCCGCGCUUCAGCUUCCUCCUCCGUGGCUACAUGGUUUCCCCACCUACAGCCGGCACCCUCAGCUGCACCAUAGCCCUGCAUUCCAGGACCUUGUCCCAGGCAGUCCUCAGGACCGUCUCCAUGCACCUGAACAUCAUCAGCCCUGACCUGUCUGGUUGCACAGACAAAGGCCUCCUCCUGCCCGCUGUGCUGGGCAUUGCCUUCGGCGCCUUCCUCAUCGGGGCCCUGCUCACGGCCGCGCUCUGGUGCAUCUACUCCCACACGCGUCCCCUAGGCAAGCGGGAGCCCGUGGUGGCGGUGGCUGCCCCGGCCGCCUCGGAGAGCAGCAGCACCAACCACAGCAUUGGGAGCACCCAGAGCACCCCCUGCUCCACCAGCAGCAUGGCGUAGUACCCAGCGUGGAGCACAGGGGCCCCCAGCCAGCCCGCACCUGGCAAGAGAGACUGCGCAGCCGCCAGCUGGGACCCGCUGGCCAUGAACUCACCCCGGGACCACAGCCCCUCCAUGCGGCCAAGGAUGGAGCAUGCCCUCUGCACCUGCCCUGCCCGCCUUUCUUAGAGGCCUGCUGCCAGCGGGGCACCAGCAUGGAGCACCUUGGGGUCCCCCCACCCCACUCCCUAGAACUUUCAGCUGCAGUGGAUCUGGGACAUGGCUGCCCAGGACCACAGAGAGAGACGGCUUCCCUGUGUGUCCCUACUGUUGAGGGCGACAGGUCUAUCAUCUGCUCCCAGUGCCAGCCCUGGACAGCUGGGCUGGGUGGGAGGUGAGAACUUGAAACUGACCAGCCUUGCCCACCCUGCUGGCCACGCCUCAUCUGUGGGAAUGGACGUGGGGCCAGCCCAGAGCCGCCUGGAUCUGGUCCCAGCAGCCUCCACACCCGGACCGGCAUAACUUUGUGGGAGAAACAGAGGCUUAGGGGUGCUUAGAUGGGACUCAGAGCAGGGAAGGAACAGCGGAGGUAGAGGAGCCCAGCUCCUCACUGCAACUGCCACACGGAAGCCCCCUCCAGCCCACUGGGCAGGCAGCAGGUGGGGAGAGGCCACACCCAGUGUCCUGGGUCCACCCCUGUAUAUUCGCCACCAAUAAAUCAGACCAUGAAACCA
This is a messenger RNA of Tupaia belangeri chinensis (Chinese tree shrew), 2963 nucleotides long. It is a transcript of the gene ENG, whose product is annotated as endoglin. Gene Ontology annotation, biological process: vasculogenesis. The transcript has 15 exons. Lineage: Eukaryota; Metazoa; Chordata; Mammalia; Scandentia; Tupaiidae. The coding region runs from base 262 to 2250 and encodes 662 amino acids. The record is from RefSeq and is a predicted model, not a curated record.